Molecule: messenger RNA, 738 nt
Organism: Phytophthora sojae
Lineage: Eukaryota; Oomycota; Peronosporomycetes; Peronosporales; Peronosporaceae
Exons: 1
Coding region: 1-738 (245 amino acids)
Biological process (GO): ribosomal large subunit assembly
Cellular component (GO): preribosome, large subunit precursor
Source: RefSeq, a predicted model, not a curated record
AUGGACGCCUCGGGUGACAAGGCUGCGCAGCUCGCGGCGCGCUACGACCGCCUCAUCGCUGCUCUGGGCGAAGAUGCGUUCCAGGCUUCUACUGGAGUGUGCGCGCGAGUGGAGGACGCUUCUGCAGCGGUGAACGACGCCGUGGACGACGCCCAGAGACAGAAGCUGCUGGCCGCCGCCACCGACAAGAGCGUGCGCUGUGCAGAGCUCAUUGCCAAGAGCUUGGAGGCGUCUGCAGCCCUCUCCAAGCUGCAGAAGACGCUGAAGGACGCGUACGACCACAGCCAGCAGGAGGACGAGGACGAGGACGAGUCGAUGGACAGUGAGGAAGACACUGAAGAGGACGAGGCCACCACGUUGCUGCUGCAGGACCUCGUGGCGGCCGGCGACGAGGCCGAGGACGCCGCCAAGAAGUACGCGCGCCUUGGCGUCGUCCGCAAGACCGCGCGCGCCAGCCACGAGCUGCUGGCGUCGGCGGAGCACGAACUGCAGGGCCAUCUGGCCAGUGAAUCGGCCACGGUGGAUGCUGCAGUGCAAAACGAGUUCCGGCAGCUGUACAUGGAGGAGUUCACGACGGCGUUCGGCGAUGAACUGGACCAGUUCCGCCAGGAGGAGCGCUUCGAGAGCAAGGAUGUGACCUAUUUAAUCUCCUGCAUCCACGCCGGGGGCGACAUCUUCUCGCCGCUGCAGAAGAAGCUCUUCGUUGAGUCAGUCGAGGCGAGUCGCGAGACGGAAUAA